Molecule: messenger RNA, 1142 nt
Organism: Suillus bovinus
Lineage: Eukaryota; Fungi; Basidiomycota; Agaricomycetes; Boletales; Suillaceae
Exons: 8
Coding region: 85-1056 (323 amino acids)
Source: RefSeq, a predicted model, not a curated record
UGAAACUAUGCUAUGCCAUUGUAGCGUCACAACGUGGAAAUAAAGAAUGAGGACCACGAUAUCGAUGGACAUAGGCAGUUUACAAUGCCCGGAAAGCAACCUUCACAACAUUUUCCUGCAGAAUAUCGAUAUCCCCCAUCAAAGAUGACCCCAGAAGAGAUUAGUUCUCAAUCAGGUUUAGGUGUCCUUGAGAGUGAUAUAACUGAAGAAGACCUUAUCAUCACAAAAAUGGCUAGCAAUACUCGUCGAGCACAAGCUGAGCUAGUGAAACUGCGGGAACGGAAUGCCGAACUAGAAUCCCAGCUGAGUCUUAAGACUAAACUCGUCGCCGAUCUCUCGCAACAGAAUACGGAGCUGUCUCGUCAGGCCUCGGACACCUCUCAUCAGAACUCAGAACUAUCUCGACGAAUCGGUCAACUGAAAUCGACAACCAGAGAGGCAAUUGACAAGGCUAACAGGAGUUGUGUCGAACUCAGAGAUUCUUAUGAGGGGCUCCGAAUGCAAUUUCAAGCGUCAUCUACUUUGGUGAACGAUGCUCAAAAAACAAUGGAAAGCCUUGAAGAACUUCGGGAUGCCGCUCGUACCGGCCUCCAAGUAUUUAUCGACGAUACUGGUCAUCUGCCCAAUGUGGGCCAGACGAGGACAAUUGUAAACGAGCUACAGGCUGAGCUUACUCGGACUCAACAGGUGGCUGAUCUCCUGCGAGAAAAACUGCAAAACAUGGGUUCUGAGCUAAUAGAUGCCCGGGCGCGCGUCGCAGAACUGGAGGAGCAUUUUGGGAAUGACAGAAAGUUGAUUUCCUCGACAGCAUCGGACCUUGAGCGAACCUCCGAACGUGUUGCAGAUAUAGCUGAGUACCUGAAGCUCCAGAAGCAUGAAACAAUUGACGCUCUCAGCAACCUUGCGCAAGCGGAGGAACGGCUAGCUCACAGCCAGUCACGCUUGCAAGAAAGCGAGGUGAUGGUGCAUUCCAUGCGACAGGAGAUGGAAUCUAUGAGACAGGAGUAUUAUUUUGCGUUUUUGGCAAUUCAGCUGCUGGUAACACAACAUUCUUAGAAUUUCUGAGCUUGAAGAAGCUGUGCACGAUGCUAAGGCGCAAACUCUGAUCCUGCAGAACACCGAAAAGUUCCAGGAACAACGCA